AGAAAAAAUAUUUGAUCUUUUUUCAUUAUUUUCGCAUUAUUGGCAUUGCCACAAUUACUACUCUUCGCAACUGGAAUAUUUUUUCAUUGAUUUUCUCUUUUGGUCUGUAUUGGGAAAACCAGGGAAAACAGUCCAUCAUGACCAAGGCCACUUUGACAUUUGUUGUUGUUGUUUGUAAAGCAGAAAGCAGAAAGUUCUUGAGAAUGUUGUGUACUCAAAGAUUGUUGAGUAGAAAUGUUGUCCGAAGUGUCAAUGUUUCUCUUCAAGCACUCUACUCUGGUAAACGGAACAGUGACAAUGACCAGGACGGCCAGGAUGUGUAUAAUCUAGUGCCAUAUGCAAAUGAUGCUGAUGUUGCAAUUAAUAAUCCGAAUUGGGAACUAUUAUCUCAGAGAUACAGACUUUACAUGCCUGGUAAGCUAGGUCAUGCCUGGCUUGACAACAGCUCUACUGCCCAUUUUGACUAUAGCAAACCUUUUGAAAAUAUGAAAGAGGGAAGUAUGGAAUACUCUGCCCAGGAGUGCCCUUUACUGCUUCGAGCAGGAUUAAUGGAAAUGUUCCCAGGGCUAGAUUUUCGCCAACAGCACACAACCAUUGUUAGCCUGAGACAGCCAUUGUAUAGGAGAGGACGGCGCCAAGAUGUAGAUGAGCUAACUAAGCAAUUUAUUAUUGCUGCCCAAAAAAUUUGUGGUCAACUCAUGGACAUGGGUUAUUGGGCUGAUUUCAUUAACCCCUUCUCAGGGAGACCAUAUUAUUACUAUAAGGUUCCACGUGAUGUUCUAUACAAGACAGAUAAGCGGUUCCAUUGCAUGGGCUUUCACAUUGAGAGCAAAAAUACUUGUAAAGUAAUAAGCCUUACCCAAGGCUCAAAUAGAUACCUUAUCGGGAGUGUAUACACCUCGGCUCCACCCGCAGAGGCCAUUGCACCAUUAGCACAAGAAGCUCAAGAUCCUAAUGCAGAAUUCUAACGAAACAUGGUGGAUGUUUUUCUGAAGAUCUUUGUCUAUGAACACUGCCUAUGAAACAUUGAAUAGAUGACAAGGCAUUUUCUUUGCUGUUUCUUUAAUUGGCUGUUAAAUCUUCCUGUUGUAUGUAUCCUCUAAUUACUUGAAUAUGUGUCAAACAAGCUAUAACAUUUUCAGAAAAGUGCAAAGCUAGCUGUGAUCCUGUUUGACUGGUAAUAGAUAAUUCAGUGUAUCUUAUUUGAGAAAUAAAGUUGUUAUUCUGACAGUCA
Molecule: messenger RNA, 1234 nt
Organism: Frankliniella occidentalis (western flower thrips)
Lineage: Eukaryota; Metazoa; Arthropoda; Insecta; Thysanoptera; Thripidae
Product: cobalamin trafficking protein CblD
Exons: 8
Coding region: 138-968 (276 amino acids)
Biological process (GO): cobalamin metabolic process
Cellular component (GO): mitochondrion
Source: RefSeq, a predicted model, not a curated record